Cyprinodon variegatus (sheepshead minnow) is the source of this 1415-nucleotide messenger RNA. RefSeq names its product OX-2 membrane glycoprotein-like. Lineage: Eukaryota; Metazoa; Chordata; Actinopteri; Cyprinodontiformes; Cyprinodontidae. Bases 43 to 888 code for a protein of 281 amino acids. The record is from RefSeq and is a predicted model, not a curated record. Gene Ontology annotation, molecular function: cell-cell adhesion mediator activity. The transcript has 6 exons.
AUAUCACUUCAGUUCAGUCAUGAAUUAAAAACCACCCUUAGGAUGCCACAUGAAGGAACUUUGUGGUUAAUUCCCUUUCUUUUUACCUGUGGAGGAACGUUUCAGAGAGAUGUAACAGCUGUGGUUCAGACGCAGCAGACUGUUUUAGCAGCAGAGGGUGAAGAUGCUCCUCUCAGCUGUCAGCUCCUGGAAACUAAAGAUGUCCAGCAGGUCACCUGGCAGAAGGUAUUUGGAAGCAAACAGAGAAAUAUCUGUUCCUACAGCGAGUAUUUUGGUCAGACAGUGAAUCCUGACUUUAAAGAUAAAGUCCAGUUUACAGAAGCUGGACUGAAGAAUUCCUCCAUAGUUAUCAGGAAGGUUACAGAGCAGGAUGAAGGAUGUUAUCUCUGCUUGUUCAACAUCUACCCUGAUGGAGCUCUGAAAGGGAGAACCUGCCUGAAUGUUUAUGAGCUCCAUGAACCCGUCCUUGAUGUCAGCAGAUCAAAGCCUCCUGCAGAGUCAGUUGUGUCCUGUUCAGCCACAGGUCGACCUGCUCCCACUGUAACACUGACUGUUCUACAGCAGAACCUCAGCUUCUCCCACUACAACAGCAGCAGUGUGACCCACAGCAACGGUACAGUCACCGUCACCACCACAGCUCUGCUGUCAGCUUCCAGCAGCACACAGGUUGGAUGUUCAGUGUCAGUGCUCUCUGCUGCUCGCAGAGAGAAGCAGAUCACCGUUCCUGGAGUUAAAGGAACAUCUGGAGAUGAUAUGGAUAUACAAUCUGGAUCAGAUGGCAGAGGUUGGAGAUGGCCUGUGAUUGCUGCUCUAAUGGUUACCUUGUUUUGUUUUGCCGUGAUGAUUGGAAUAGGACUUCAAAAAAAGGGAGAAGAAUCCCCAGGAUGACCCAGAGAUUGUACUUAUCAGUUCCAUUCAUAUAAAUGUAUUUCAUCUUUUACAUUCACGUCUAAGGGGACAUAACUUUUUGCGCAAUACAUUUUAGAGCGUAGUUUCUCCUGUUUAAGUCCCUUCAUUUUCUACUGACAUAUUUUUGUUUGGUUGGUUGUUUAAAUUAUUAUUAUUAUUUUUUAAGCCAGACAACUCAUCAGUGUACAACUACAAAGGACCUAAAAGACGAAGGCAUGAAAGACAUAGAAAACAGCGAGUCCCAGUCAACAUCUUGACAUCUGUUGGCUUAUUAACAGUAAAAAAGCAAAGUGUGGUCGGAUGUAUAAGGCAGCUUAACUUAAACAACACUGGCUUAAAGCUGCCAACCAUUCUUUUAACUGUGCUGCUAGACAUUUCUAUAAUUGCCUACUGAAUUUUUACACGUUGCUGUCAGAUUUUUUUCAUUCUUACUUAUCUUUUAAACAUUUUUCCACUUUUGGUUGUAUAUACUUUUUUACUCAUGUGUUUUGUACUUAUUUUACUGA